AUGGUGGACGGCGGCUUGUUGCUCGGGCUCGUCGUAGGGCUGGCGUUCGGCCUCGUCGUAGUUGUGUUGUUGCUCUUCACCUGCAUCGGGCGCAUGUGCCUGGGGAUGUGUUUCUGCUGCAUCUGCCUGCCUUGUCGGUUCAUCUGGAAACGCGACGAGGCCUGCGUCUGCGAGCCCGUCGACCCCGUCGGCUGCUGCUGCGGCCGACAGGACUCAGUCGCCGAGAGCAGCGUCGAUUCCGAACCUGCCCUCGAGGAAAUCCUUCAAUCGUGA
This is a messenger RNA of Besnoitia besnoiti, 273 nucleotides long. RefSeq lists its product as uncharacterized. The record is from RefSeq and is a predicted model, not a curated record. The transcript has a single exon. Bases 1 to 273 code for a protein of 90 amino acids. NCBI's taxonomy places the organism in Eukaryota, Apicomplexa, Conoidasida, Eucoccidiorida, Sarcocystidae.